Molecule: messenger RNA, 327 nt
Organism: Funneliformis geosporum
Lineage: Eukaryota; Fungi; Glomeromycota; Glomeromycetes; Glomerales; Glomeraceae
Source: the annotation of a GenBank genome assembly
AUGACUAAAAAGAUCAUUAAUAAGGUUAAUAAAGGGGAUAAAAUUAAGAAAUCUGAAUUUAUCAAAUCUUUAAAAGAAAAUCUUUCUAAAAAAUCUGAUAUGUCAGAAAUUUCAGACAAUAGUGAUAAAUUAAAGGCUAAUAAUGAUUUAAAAACUACCAUAGUUAAGGAGAUAGAGAAUCAUAAAAAAGAUGACAAAGGAUUAAAUAAAAGUAUUUACAGAAACAACAAAGAGUUUACUGAUGAUAGUAUCAUUAAAUAUUACAAUGAAAAGACAGAAGCUAACGCUAAAAAUAAUAGAGACAGUGAUAAAGAUGAUGAAUAUUAG